Babesia ovata is the source of this 1902-nucleotide messenger RNA. Its product is annotated as double-stranded DNA-binding domain containing protein. The record is from RefSeq and is a predicted model, not a curated record. Gene Ontology annotation, molecular function: DNA binding. Gene Ontology annotation, cellular component: cytosol; nucleus. NCBI's taxonomy places the organism in Eukaryota, Apicomplexa, Aconoidasida, Piroplasmida, Babesiidae. Bases 1 to 1902 code for a protein of 633 amino acids. The transcript is spliced from 8 exons.
AUGGUACCAUUUUCAUACCUUAGACGUGCGAAAGGUUCGGGUGUGUUGAGGCGGUUGCUGGAACUGGACGACAAUGUGUUGCCGCAGACAAUCAAGUUUGUAGCUGCAAAGGCGUUAAAUGAUCGCAAAUACCCGCCUCAGCCAGCACACACUCCAGGUUCAGGCAACUACAGUACCAAAUAUGCGACACAUAAGCCUGUAGCACGCGACUAUGGCGGCGACGUCGCCGAGCUCAUCCAGGAGAAGGUCGCACACACCAGCGCUGAACAAUGGACGCCCAGCGCCAUAAUAACCGUCGUAUACUACCUGUCUGAGGCAGGUGUAUGCCUGGAAAGCGCGACUAGGGAUCUAUUCGUUAGGAAGGUCACCGAGGCUGAUAAUCUCAACAUCAUCGACCUCUGGCAGGCACUCACAGCUGCAAGCAGGCUACGCAUAUACAUCCCGGUUGGUAAGCUCAAACAGCACCUGGAAACCAACACGGAAGCUCUGCUUCGUCCGUCGAGAUGCAGGAACGUCUCCUCGGCGAUCAGGGCGUUCUCUACAUGCGGGGAGGCGCUCGACGCCCUGACGCUCCAGCUGAUAUCAUCGCACUACCUUGAUGAGAUGAGCGCCGCCGUUGAUUUCAAGGAUGCUACCAACUUCGCCAACGCGCUCGCCAUGCAAUGCAGUCUGCUGUGCGCAAAAAGCAAGGAUGAAACGAAGGAUGAUGGAGGCAGGGCAACCCUUGAUGGCGAUCUAGCUGAAGCAGUAGACAGGGUCAUUGAUGACACUCGUAUGCGCACGAAAGACAGUGAUGCUGAUCUGGAGGGUAUUGCGGAUACGUUUGAUGCCAUUGUUCAGACGAUGCAAUGGAGGAGCUUCGGCGAAGAGGCGUACGCCCGCCGGGUUGAGCAAAUGCAGAAUCUGGUGUCCAGCAUAAACAGUCGUAUAGGCGCAGUGGAUGUUUCAUACGCUGUGAAUUCAGACAGUAAAUCACGCAAUGCCCCGAAAGAGACGAAAGCGGAACCCAGGGUACUGCGGGUGGUGCUGAGAUGCCUGAUGCAAGCAGGAAUAUACCACCCGGAGCUGAUCGACAAAAUCUUCUACUUAUAUCGCAGACAGCCGCAAUCGUGGAGUGCAUAUGGAACAGCGGAGGUUCUCAGCUGCGCAGCCUUCUUCGGGAUGCGAGACACGGCACUGGGAGACAUUGCGGAGCACGUAAGCAACAACUGCCUGCGGAACCUCCUCAGACACGUUCCUCCAUCGCGGAUUCUAUUGGAUAUAUGUGUUGCGGCGGCUCAGGCUGCCGAUAAACGCUCCCGCGUGCGACUCCACCGACUGGUGGCCGACGUACUGGCUCACGAAGAUCCCAUCGACGAGCGCGAUCUUGCGCUCGCCAUGCUAACGCUCCAGCUAUCUCCCGGCACGUUUGAGAUGUCACGAAAUUGCCGUGCGGCUGGAAGCUCGGGGGUUGUCGACCUCCUGCACAUCACUCACCAACAAGACAGACAAACGUCAGCAGCCAUGGAGAAGCUGGAUUUUAACCAGGCUGCGCAGAACGCGCAAGCCAUUCCUCACAACCAGCAGGAGAAGCAGAUGCAAGAGGAGGCCAAGCGCGAGAGCAUCUUGGAGGCCAGGCGCAUGACACUGCGCACCUUGCUUACUGUGGAAGCACAGGAACGACUAAACCGCAUCGCAAUGGUCAAGCCAGAGAAGGCGACCCAAAUCGAGAAUUACCUAAUGCAGACGGCGUUUAGAGCCGGAAGACACAACAAAAUGGACGACCCCGAGCUGAAACACCUCAUCGAGGCUAUGGGAGCGGGGGCCUCGAAGAACAUCUCCAACAUAAAGGUAAAUCCAGAACGCCGACCUAGGAAAUAUGUAGAUUCAACGGAAGCGCUGGAACGACGAGUCGGACUCUGA